Messenger RNA from Nymphalis io (European peacock), 1391 nucleotides. RefSeq names its product mitochondrial pyruvate carrier 2-like. Gene Ontology annotation, cellular component: mitochondrial inner membrane. The record is from RefSeq and is a predicted model, not a curated record. Gene Ontology annotation, molecular function: pyruvate transmembrane transporter activity. The transcript is spliced from 3 exons. Lineage: Eukaryota; Metazoa; Arthropoda; Insecta; Lepidoptera; Nymphalidae. Gene Ontology annotation, biological process: pyruvate import into mitochondria. The coding region runs from base 122 to 475 and encodes 117 amino acids.
UAUCACAUUCACAUUGAGUGUCAACUUUAGCUCAAGGUCUUAUCACGGCCGAUUCAAGUGGUCAUGUUCAGUUAGUCGUUAUUAUAGAAAAUAGUCGUUAUUAUAAAAAAUAAUUAUUAAAAUGGCUGGCGUUUAUAGAGCUGUUAUAAAAGUUGCUGAUAAAUUUGUACCAUCGAAAUUGCGUCCUCUAUGGGAACAUGAAGCUGGUCCAAAAACUAUUUUCUUCUGGGCCCCAGCAUUUAAAUGGGGCUUGGUGAUGGCUGGGUUGGGUGACUUGAAUCGGCCCGUGGAAUCUUUGUCCUUACCACAAUCUGUGUCACUUGCGGCAACGGGUCUCAUCUGGUCUCGUUAUUCUCUUGUCAUUUUACCAAAGAACUACAGUCUUUUCGCUGUUAAUGUUUUUGUCGCUAUAACAAACUUGUAUCAAAUAGGCAGAGCUAUAAAACAUCAACAAAAUCUUAAAAAGAAAGAAUAGGUAACAAUGAUAAUUAGAUUUCACUGUAGUACCUCUUCAAGAAUGACAUUUAUAGUUAGCGUAACUAGAAAAUUAGAGAGAUAAUCUCACUGGGUAAUUAAGUGUUAUUUAUUUUUAUAGUUUAUACAAUGGGUUUAUACAUGUAAAAUCUGAAGCUGGGUAUCAUAAUUUUUUUGUAUUAUUAUUUAUUGUAGUAGUAUUGGCGUUAUAAAUUAUGUAACUUUUAUUUUCAAAAUAAUAUUAUUGUUCAUUGACUGUGUAAGUAAAUAAUUAAAAGAUAUGCGUAUUCAACUGUGAUAAAUAAAAAUACGUGUAAUAUAUUUUAGACAACAAGACGCCAUUUAUUCGGCGACUAGAUGAACAAACUAACAAAGUACCUUGAAUUAGAUUGUAAUAAAUAUGAAGUUUCCAUAUUUUUUUUUUCUUUAGCUUUCCCGCGAUUUGGUACUGCCUAUGACGUCACACUUUAAAUCCAAUUGCAACUGUCCCUUUUUUUAAAUAUUAAACAAUAACCAAAAUAGUUAUUUUUUAAAUAUUUUAGUGACGUCUGACAACUGAAGAUGUUGCAUCUAUUUAAAAAGAUAAAUAAAAAAAAAAUAGUUAUGAAAACCAAUUUCUAAGGCUGUAAUCUCAUAAUUACUAAGUUAUUGGAAACUUUGUAAUUAAUACAAUAAGAUUGCACAAAUAUAAUUGUCAGUUUCUUUCAAAUCUGCCAAUAUGGCAAUAUAAUAUUUGUGAUAAAAUUCGAUUUUGGCUGAUAUUCUUAACGAUUUAAUCGUUUAAAAAAAGAAUUUCAGCGUGAAUACCGUUUUUUAUGGAAAAAAUAUUGUUACAUUAAAUUAUCGUUUCAGAAAAAUUUAUCGACUAUUUUUGUAAUGGCCUUUUAUCUAUUAGAAAAAUAUAUUUUUACAUUUCA